AUGGCUCAAUCUUGUCUUGUUCUGGUGGAGUCAUCCGGAAGAGAGGGCCCUGCAGCAUUUAUUGUUUCUACUUCUGAGGACGGCAGCGCCCAAACUUUGGUGAAGCCCUUAAGAGACACUCUGUUGGAGAGUACCAGCAGCUCAGCGCGCUUCUUCAAGAGAUACGUUCUUUUUCAGAGACCGACAGUCUCAGUAGCAACUCUACGCCCAAUCAUUGUCAGCAGCCUUGUGGCUUUACCCACCAGCAGGGCACUUGUUCAGCACGCUUCCUACGAUCAGGCCCUCACCCAGGCCAUAGCCGAUCCUGACUCGAUGGACUGGGCUUUCUACACUCAUAUGUUCGCCCUCUACGAAGACGUUUUCGUGCACGUCGACCAGCAGGGCGGCCAGAUAGUCCUGCCCAGACAGGCCUUGCUCGUUCGCGAUGACAUGUCACCGAUAGCGAAGGACAUCUUUGGAGUCAUUGCGUCAGUCGUUGGCGGCUUGAUCUCCACCUUGAUCCAGACCACCCGCACCAUCAACCUUACCUGGGCUCGGGAUGGCGACGAGUUGACCAUGAAGCGUUCCCUCCGCAAGGUUGACUAUGGCGCACUCAACCUGUACUUCCUGCGCGAUGUUGGCGACGCCUUCGGCUACUGCUACUUCCCCACCACCGCCUCCCCCGGUUCCACCAAUUAUUACAUUCUGGACGGUUGCACCAUCCUCUUCUCCACUGUCCCCGGUGGCAGCUCGACCAACUACAACCUCGUCCGCACUGUCAUCCACGAGGUCGGCCACUGGUUCGGUCUCUCCCACACCUUCCAGGGCGGUUGCACCGGCAGCGGCGACACCCCCGCCCAGGCCAGCGCCAGCUCCGGGUGCCCUGCCCAAGUCGAUCCGGCGUCGGUUGUCUGGCAGGUUCUGGCUUUGGCGGCGGAGGUGCAUCGUUCAUGA
Molecule: messenger RNA, 933 nt
Organism: Colletotrichum graminicola M1.001
Lineage: Eukaryota; Fungi; Ascomycota; Sordariomycetes; Glomerellales; Glomerellaceae
Product: metalloprotease 1
Exons: 4
Coding region: 1-933 (310 amino acids)
Molecular function (GO): metallopeptidase activity
Source: RefSeq, a predicted model, not a curated record